This is a messenger RNA of Megalobrama amblycephala (Wuchang bream), 2129 nucleotides long. It is a transcript of the gene pex19, whose product is annotated as peroxisomal biogenesis factor 19. The transcript is spliced from 8 exons. Lineage: Eukaryota; Metazoa; Chordata; Actinopteri; Cypriniformes; Xenocyprididae. Gene Ontology annotation, biological process: protein import into peroxisome membrane. The record is from RefSeq and is a predicted model, not a curated record. Bases 37 to 900 code for a protein of 287 amino acids. Gene Ontology annotation, cellular component: peroxisome; peroxisomal membrane.
GCGACAAAUUCGCUGCUCUUGUCAUUGAGAAACAAGAUGGCGUCAGCAUCAGAACAUCGGGCUGCUCCAGACAGCGAACUGGACGAAUUAUUAGACAGUGCUCUUGAUGAUUUUGACAAGACCAGUGUGCCCCCGGAGGCCCCUGAGGCCCCCACUGCCUCUGAUGCAGCAACGAGUGAGGAGAAGCCCCCUCUGCUGGAGGACAGUAAGUUCUUUGAGUCUCUCUUUGAUGGUGAGAUGGCCAAUCAAGCACGUGAGGAGUGGGAGAAAGCCAUGGCUGAGCUAGCGCAAGAAGAACCUGAGCUUCUACAACAUUUCCAUAAGCUGUCCGAGGCAGCAGGUAAAGUAGGCACAGAUGUUACUUCACAGCAAGAGUUCACCUCCUGUCUUAAAGAGACCCUGAGUGGUUUGGCGAAAAAUGCAGACAACCUGCAGAGUGCAGGACUGGCUGGAGAUGAUCUAGUAAAGACCUUGGAGAACCUGGGAUUGAAUGAAAAUGGGGAGGGAGGAGGAGAAGAUGGCAAUAUCCUCCCAAUUAUGCAGUCCAUCAUGCAGAACCUUUUGUCUAAAGAAGUCCUAUACCCUUCUCUUAAAGAGAUAACGGAGAAGUACCCAGAAUGGUUGGAGGGCAACAGGCAGUCGAUCCCCCCAGACCAAUUCAUGCGGUAUGAGCAGCAGUACAAGAUAAUGGGAGAGAUAUGCAGCCAGUUUGAGAAAGAUGGAGACAAAGACAGCACAUUUGAAAACAUUCUAGAACUCAUGCAAAAGCUGCAAGACUUGGGUCAACCUCCAAAAGAGCUUGCUGGAGAGGCACCUCCCGGCUUGAAUUUUGACCCCGAAGCUCUGCACCUUCCUGGAGCACAAGGGCUUCCUGGAGCAGAGCAGUGCUCAGUCAUGUGAUCUCAAUGAGGUCAAAUUUAUGUAUGUUUAAAAACGACACAAUUUGGAGCUAAUUAUCUGAACCUGAAUUGGACACAGUUGAUCAUGCUCCGCUUUUAAAGGAGUUUGCGUUUGUGUCUGCACUGAAACUGUGAACUUCACUACAUUAAUUUUACCUUGUAGUUCUCGUCCACAGAGGUUCUUUUCAUAUUCAUCCCUAAUCCGUUUACUGUAGUCACUGUAGAGCAGCUCCUAAUGUUUUGAGUGAAGCUUGAUAUCUCAGUGUGCCGACGGCUUGGUAAGAAUCAGGUAGUGCGGUGAAGUGUGUUUUGAAGAAGUAGAGACAAAUGCAUGGAGCUCACAGUGACAGGAAAAGUAUUUCCAGUUUAAUUUCACUUUUAAAUCUCAGAAGAAUGGUCAGGGUCUACAAAUAGCUUUCAUCAGAUUGAUGAAAUCAUUUUAAUACAAAGUGUAAUAUCUAUCUAUUCUCACUCUAUAUUGCCACAGUUUCGUUUUUGCGAUUUGAUAACUAAUCAGUGACCAAAAUGGAUCUCUCAGACACUUCAGAUUCAGGUUUAUAGUAUAUCCAUAAUAUCAUUCUGUCACACAUAGGCUGCAUUUGUGUUUGAGUAGAAUAAUUCGCUCUACUUGUGUCUUCUAAUGGUUACUGGAGCGGUUUGAAGUAGUGAAUUGCCGUGUAGAUCUAAAUCAUUCCCAUCAUUCCUGUGGUGGUGCCUCUGUGAUGUGCUGUUGGCAUAAUAGUUCUAAUUUGCCUUGAUUAAAAGAAUAAUGUUUCAUAGUUCAAAAUGAAUACUCUGCAUUAACACUCAAAGAACAUCACCUUAAAUCCCAGGAUACCUAAAAAAAGGUUAAAGUUUGCAGUCAUUUGCUUUUGAAGGGAUGUUUACAUGGUUCUUUUGCGAACAGGUUUGAAUGGGAUCCUUUCACAGGGUCAAUUGUGGAACUGAUCAUCGACUUGCUUUCUCGACACAUGUCAUUGGUUAUAUUUAGUAUGGUAUUUUCAUAAUAUGAAAAGUAUGAGGUGGAUAGAAUGGGUAUGUAGAUGAACGGGACAAUAAUAUUCAACGGUUACAACACUCAGGGGUUGCUCAAACACCCAAGCACUUAAAUCAGCUCAUCAAUAUUCUUUAUCAUGUUAAAUGUUCCCUUAGAUGUACGGAGCAUUGGUCUUGUAUUUACAUGAAAGAACUGCAAUUUGCAAAAAUCCAAAUAAAUGUUAUAAACCUAAA